AUGGAGAAUGUUAUAUUUGAUAUUCUCCCUUCCCCCUCGGCUCUGAAAGACGGAAGACAGGGCUGGAUAGAGGCAAGCUCUUACCAUGGCCGACCAGUAUAUAACGCAUCCACCCCUACGGGGGGCGAUCCUCUUCAAGUCGAUGUCAACGCCCAGUAUGCAGGUCUCGAAUGGAACUAUACGUAUAUCGUCUUUUGCGGGUUCAUUGUUUGGUUGAUCAUACCCGGAAUCGGUCUACUAUACAGUGGAUUAGCACGACGGAAGUCAGCUCUCGCCUUGCUUUUCCAAUCCAUGAUGGUUGUAGCCGUAACAACAUUCCAAUGGAUAUUUUGGGGAUAUUCACUAGCCUAUGCGCGGGACGCAAGCCCGUUCAUCGGGACAUUGAAGAACUUCGGCUUGAAGGGUGUGAUGGCGGCGCCGUCGCCUGGUUCAGCCGAUCUGCCCGAGAUUGUGUUCUGUUUCUAUCAGCUUCUGUUCUGUGCAUGCACAGUCAUGAUCGUAGUGGGCGGCGCCUUCGAACGAGGAAACAUGAUCCCCUCACUCAUCUUCAGCUUCUGCUGGGCAACCGUCGUCUACUGCCCGCUAGCUUGUUGGACGUGGAACAGCAAUGGAUGGCUAUAUAACUUACCCUCGCUCGACUUUGCUGGCGGCGGCCCAGUGCAUAUCGCCUCUGGCUGGUCAGCUCUUGCUUACGCCUUUGUCUUGGGAAAGCGCAAGCACCUCGAUCAACCAUCAUCCGCCAAACCACACAACACGACCCUAGUCUUCCUAGGCACGACCCUGAUCUGGUUUGGAUGGUUUGGCUUUAACGGCGGCUCAGCCCUCAACGCCAGCAUCCGAGCCAUGCUGGCGGCAUUCAACACCAACACGGCCGCCUGCACGGGCGUCCUAGGCUGGGUCCUCGUCGACUACAUCAAGCACCGCGGUAAAUUUUCGGUGGUCGGCGCCUGCGAAGGCGCCAUCGCAGGCCUGGUAGGAAUCACACCAGCAGCAGGCUUCGUCUCAAUCUGGCUAGCCGCCGUGAUUGGCUUCAUUACCAGCGUCGUUUGCGCCUGUCUACAAGAUCUGAACGAUUGGUUGCACAUUGACGAGGGAAUGGACGUGUUCAAGCUCCACGGCGUCGGAGGCAUGGUAGGAGCCUUCCUAACGGGGAUAUUUGCGUCACAGUCCAUCGCAGCGCUGGACGGUGUCACCGAGGCGACUGGGGGGAUUGAUGGGAAUGGUAUGCAGGUUGGGAAACAGUUGGCGGAGGUGUGUGCUAUUUCGGCGUAUUCAUUCACUGUCUCAUGUCUUCUGCUCUACAUCUUGAAAUGGAUUCCCGGCAUGCAGUUGCGUGUGCAUGAGGAGAUGGAAAUGGUUGGGUUGGACCAGGCGCAAUUUAUUGAUGAGCAGAUCGGGGAACGUGGGAUUUUGGAUGAUCUGUGCGGGUCACCCUCAACGGCUGUUAAUGAGGGGGUUGUGGUUUCAGAGAAGAGAUAG
This is a messenger RNA of Penicillium nucicola, 1479 nucleotides long. RefSeq names its product ammonium transporter. Gene Ontology annotation, cellular component: plasma membrane. The transcript has 4 exons. Gene Ontology annotation, molecular function: ammonium channel activity. Bases 1 to 1479 code for a protein of 492 amino acids. The record is from RefSeq and is a predicted model, not a curated record. Gene Ontology annotation, biological process: ammonium transmembrane transport. Lineage: Eukaryota; Fungi; Ascomycota; Eurotiomycetes; Eurotiales; Aspergillaceae.